This is a messenger RNA of Trichoderma atroviride IMI 206040, 284 nucleotides long. NCBI's taxonomy places the organism in Eukaryota, Fungi, Ascomycota, Sordariomycetes, Hypocreales, Hypocreaceae. The record is from RefSeq and is a predicted model, not a curated record.
CGGAACUAAAAAAACCCCUUUGUCCUUAAUUAUUUAACUCAUAUAACUACUUUUAUUUUGAUCAUGAUCUACGAUACACGUAAGGCGUCUGGCGAAGAAAGGUUGAGGCAGGCUAGGACGGCACCCAUAGACCACGAUAUCCAAAUACAGGUACCACAGUUAGAUUUAAGGCGAUGGGCAUUGAGGAUAGAUUCCAAGUGCAUUGCACUCUCAUCAUCAUCAUCAGUAGCAUACUAGAAGAUUCGAAUCAAAAGAUAAAAAGCAUCUUGUUUGCUUCAAUAAAA